This is a messenger RNA of Cryptomeria japonica (Japanese cedar), 714 nucleotides long. RefSeq names its product cell wall protein DAN4-like. The record is from RefSeq and is a predicted model, not a curated record. Bases 1 to 714 code for a protein of 237 amino acids. The transcript is spliced from 2 exons. NCBI's taxonomy places the organism in Eukaryota, Viridiplantae, Streptophyta, Pinopsida, Cupressales, Cupressaceae.
AUGUUGUUCCAAAAAAUCAAUGAAGGGGAACCACCAGCACAAUGGCAGGUAUCAUUACCACAAAAACUAGUACUUGCAUUAGAAACCAUAGAGGGUACCAGUACGGUAGACCAAAUAGUGGUAGGGGAGGCCGGAAAAGACACAAUGGUCGAGCAAGGAAUUGGUAUGGCAUAUCCAGGUUCUGGUAUGAAAGACAUUUGUACGGUACUAGUAGGUACUAGUACAACAUCAACAUGUACUGGUACAGUGUUAGUAGGUACUGGUACGGUUCCAACAAGUACUGGCACAACUUCAGCAUGUACUGGUAUGACUCCAACAGGUACUGGUACUACUCCAACAGGUACUGGUACAACAUCAAUAGGUAUUGGUACGUCUCGAAUAGGUACUGAUAUGGUUCCAAUGGGUAUUGGUAUGGUACCAGUAGGAACUGGGACAACAAUAACUGGUACGGUACUAGCAAUUACUAGUGUGGCUCCAACAGGUACAGGUGCCAAUACGGUACCAAUGGAGAAAGAUGAGGUAGGGGAUGUGAGGUGCCAGUACGAUACCUCACAGAUGGAGCAAAAAGAUAAGAAACUGUUGGAAGCUACCCACAUGGUAAAGAAGGCACAGGAACGGCAACUGUUGGCAGAAAAGAACCUAAGACUUCACACCGAACAACAACUUUCUUCUCCGACCACUACAGGGAUGCCUCCUCCCUCUUCUCGGUCCUAG